Molecule: messenger RNA, 3007 nt
Organism: Dufourea novaeangliae
Lineage: Eukaryota; Metazoa; Arthropoda; Insecta; Hymenoptera; Halictidae
Gene: milt
Product: trafficking kinesin-binding protein milt
Exons: 12
Coding region: 455-2929 (824 amino acids)
Source: RefSeq, a predicted model, not a curated record
UGAGGCGAUAUCUCUCGUCGCCACAGCGUCCAAGCUGGCCGCCGUGGAGGAUGCGGCUCCGAAGGGGCCCGAGGCGUCGAUUCGAUCGAAAGCCACCGCACUUAAAGUAUCGCCUACAGCAAGGGCCACCCUUUUGGCUCUCAGAUCUCCCAGAAAUAGAAUAUCGUAUCCUCUUACACCUUCUCCGACGACCACAAAGGACGCCGAAACUAUCACCGAGGUCUGCAGCGGUGGUGAAAUACCAGAAGUUGAGAUCAUCAGUUUGUUAGAGGAACAAAUACCUAGGUACCGUCUACGAGCCGAUACUCUCACUCAAUUUCAAGGAUACGAAAACUCUGACUGGUUUAUUCCGUCACCAGCGCUAAAGUCUGUCGACGCUGAUUUGAAAUUGUCACCGGACCAAAUCCGGGAGACCCUCAACUACUUUCUUCUAUGUAGCAGCCGGGUGAGCCAAAUGACCAAGACUUAUAAUGACAUAGAAGCAGUGACAAGGCUUCUGGAAGAGAAAGAGAAGGACUUGGAACUGACCGCGCGCAUUGGCAAAGAAUUAUUAUCGCACAACCAGAAGCUCGAAGCCACGGUCAGUAGUUUAGAAUCCGACUUAAAGGAAGCUAACGAGAGAAUUACUCAACUCACGCAUGAGCUUACGAAAAAGACAGAAUUAAUUCAGAUUCUGACUAAUGACGCUGAGGAAACAAACUCUGAAGCCGGUACGCCCACCGGACUUCGUGGUAUCAGUUUGGAUAUGAUGCAGAAAAAGAUCAGUACCCUCGAAGAUGAGAAUAAGCAACUGAGGACGGAGUUUUCGAAAUUGAUAUAUGAUACCGAUAGUACAGAGGAGCAAGAGGCAAAACUUGUCAGGGAUAUCGCUGCUCAGCUUGCAAAUGCAAACAUGGAAGUGGACGGGAUUGCCGAGGAGCUCGACAGGCAGAAAGAAGAAAACCGCCUCCAACACGAGCAAAUUGUCAGCUUGACGGCGAAACUAGCGGAAACGGAAUUAAGAUUGGCACAGCUGAUGGCCGAACACGACGAGGUGGGAGCUACCUUGCUCAUCACGAGGGAUAACCAAAAUACCCUUGCGAGUGAGCUGGCCGAGUUUAAGGACCGAUAUGCGGAGGUGGUGAAUUUAUUAGCGGAAACUCAAGAACAAUUGCGAAAACAGAGAAAGAAAGGAAUGCCAACAGUCAGAGGAGGAUCUCUAUUUCCCUCAAUGGGUGUUGCUCCGCAGCCUGAUUCUAUUGCUUCAGAAUUGGAAUCCUCUCUUUAUUCUGAACUCAGCUUAGAUUCUGGCAUCAGCGCUGACAGAGUACCUACGUACAAAAAAGUUUUUGAAACGGUCAGAAGUGCUUCAAGAAAUUCGUACGGAGUUGAUGGUAAUCAGUUCCCAAGAAUAGGGUCGAUGACUACAUCAACCCUAUCGAGUGGUUCUGCUGGGCCCAGAAUGAGUUGUGGACAAAUUCGACCCAUAGCAUCAACGUUCCCUAGUUUGGACUCUGCUGGCCAUAGCGAUUCGGAAGGAUCUCUUAUUACAGAUUCUGAAGAUUAUCCAGCUCCACAGGGAAUGGGAGUACCAGGCGCUCCUGGGGCAGCAGACCUUGUGGCAGCACUUCGUAGGUUAACGCCUGCCGAAGUCAUCGCGAGGCGUGCUUGCCUGAGCACCGGUACAGGAUAUAGUUACGAUUACGAUGCUGCUGGAGUGAAUUCACCUUCGACCUUCGUGCCUCUUGGAUGUAGAACUCCAGACAGCAUCAUGUCCACGGGAAGUAGCGGAAAUCUAAGUGGUUACAGUGGAAAUGCUUGGAGACUUCCUGAGAAACUGCAAAUAGUCAAACCUAUUGAAGGUUCACAAACGUUGCAUCAGUGGACGCAAUUAGCCACGCCAACUUUAGGUGGUUUGUUAGAAGAACGACCGGGAGUGAUGACUCGAGGUGGUCGUGGCCUGGAAGACUUAGGCCUAGUCACUUUUACAUUAAGCGAUCUUGAGGAAGAUGAAGAAUAUACCAAUCCUGGUAAACUCUUCCAAGACACAGGCUCCGUUUAUACAUAUACCAAUAGUACUGUUCUUCAUCCUGAUGAUCACACAAACGUAACAUCAAGUAUCGUGGGUAGCAGAGUUGCAACUGCACCUAAUAGUGCUUUAAAUUCCGGAAUGAGUACUCCGAGAACUUUAAGUAGAAGGAAUUCUACUUCGACAUUCUCGACAACCCUUGGGCUCGCCAAAAUACUGAAUGAAAGAGGUAUAAAAGCUGUAACACCUUCUUGUGUUGGUACUCCAAGUGGUGAAAGGAAUUAUACACCUACUGCAACACCUUGCAAUAGCCCUGAUGCUAGUCCUCCAGAAAGUCGAUCUAGUUCACCAACUCCGGAAAGUGGAAUUUCUUUGGGCUUAUUAUCUAGUGGGGCAGAAUUAUUAAAGAGGACGUUUGGUGGAGAAACAGAGCAGGUAAAAAGAAAGCGGACAGUGCUUUCAAGAUCCGAGAAAAAAGCUCUUACUGGGAUUCGUUUAGUAGAGAAACUCGAAAGAAUUGGUAUCGAUACUAUAAUGGCUACAACAAUCGGUUCCUCUAUCUCUCCGCUAGCUCUUCAGGGAUCUUUGUACACCAGACGUACUACUGAUAGUCCCAUGGCUCAGUUAACUUUCUUAAAAAGCUCUAUAUCCUCGAGUGGAAGUCAGGAAAAACUUUCACCUUCUUCCACUGUAAGUGAUUCCUCAUCGACAAAACGAAAACUUGCUGAGAAGAAGCAGAACGAGCCCACAUUGAGCAGGGAGACAAAUAGACAAAGGAGAACUGGUGCUAGGGCCACGAGGCCCGACCUCGGACAAGUUACACCUGCUGUCCCUGUCACUGUUACAAAAGAAUCACCCGCGCAAUCUGCUUUGGGAACUAUCAGUUCGCUUUUGUUUGGACGAAAAGGUGGAUUACUUUGAAACCACUGUUCCUUGUGUGCUAUGUAAAUUAAUGCGGGAUUCUAGCUUAAAUUUUAAGAGAUUCAAAUGUAAGACUGU